UUGCGUAUGCGUUACCGCAUUGGUUUCAGUCUGAUUAUUUUGAAUAAUGCCUUUGUACACUUUUCAUGAACAUUUUAAACCGCACCGAGUUACAAAUAUCACUAAAUCAGUAGCGGUUUAAACACUUAAUAGCAGAGUCCUAGAGUUGAUUUUGUAGACAGCUUGCAAAUUUACCGCUUUUGGAUUUCUGGUGAUUAGACACCUGUUCCCCUUGUUAGAUACGGUCGAAUACUGCUGCAUUUUUCAACAAUGGAUAAAACGCAAUGGACUAUCGUCAUUCUCUUUCUCGCUGGUGUGAAGAUAAUCUUCUGGAUAAUCGUCUGCUAUUGGCGCGCGAAGCGGCGAAUAGCGUUCAUAUUGGCUCAGUCAAACGCCAGUCACCAUCGCAAUGUAAUCGUGGUCCCGGAAACGACCCGGGAUACGGCUCGUAUUCUACAUCACGAGUAUCGUGAUGAUGAGGACAAUAUGGGAAUGACAUGGAACCAAAAUCCGCUUGAGUUUACUCCUCCAAGUUACGCAGAGGCGUGCACGACAAAGUCGCCUGGAUAUCCAACGGACCGGCAACGCGCGUCGGGAAACCUAACAGGUCAAUCGCGCACGUCCGGCUAUCCCACAGGUCAACCAAACACGACCGGAUACCCAUCGUUCGACGCCAAGAAGGAGCCUCUUCUCGAAUAAUAACGUAAAGAUAACGCAAUUUGUAAGGCGGACAUGAAUGUUUACAUGCGAGACUUCAGUGGAUUGUGUCUUAACAAUUGUGAUGCAAACAUAAUUAACAUACAUUUUCAAAUAGAAACUCACUUAAGCUACAAGUACUGACGUGCAUUUCUGUUUUAAUAUUUUUUAUUGUUUGUAUGUUUUAUGUUUCAGAUGCUGUAUUUUUUUUUCAUAAAGCAGACGAUAACCUA
Messenger RNA from Dreissena polymorpha, 908 nucleotides. RefSeq lists its product as uncharacterized. Lineage: Eukaryota; Metazoa; Mollusca; Bivalvia; Myida; Dreissenidae. The transcript is spliced from 4 exons. Bases 250 to 678 code for a protein of 142 amino acids. The record is from RefSeq and is a predicted model, not a curated record.